UUUUGACGUUCUUAGUUGACGGUCACACAGCGCACCGAGCUGCGUUUUUCGUUGAUAAUUUUUAAAUUUAUUUAUUAGUUUAUUAGUUGGAAAUAGAGCUGCCUCCAACUGCCCGCUGACUUCGGAAAUAUCGGUCCGGUCCACCGCCCUCCGCUUUAACACACCAUUCGGAAAUCGAUAUAUACGCUGACGGUAAUUGGAGAACGUUUUUUCCAUUUUAUCUCCACCUUGUCCGCACUUCGUUUUGUGCUCUCUUUGUGCGCUGCCUCCGCUUAACAUUUGGGCCUUUAAAAAACACACACAAGCAGAAAGCCCCGCCGUGUGUGCCUGUGCAAUUGUUUAAUAACGUCCAGUGAGAUGGGCCAUUGGCCAAAAUGCAAUAAGAAUAUGUGUGUGCAAUAAUAAUAGGGAACGGUACGGUACGGUGCCCCAAAACAUGAAAAUGGUGCUAGACGCUCCUAACGCCGUGCCGAGCUGGCAUAUUUUGCUUAGCGACGCCGUCGGCACCGUUUUUCCCGGCCACGAACUCUGCUCGAGGAAUUUACAACAAAAACAAUGAAUUAAAUGGCCCUGUCUUAAUGACGUCACAAGCGUAGCAGAGUGCAACAGACAGACAACAAUGACCGAUGAGCAUAAAAGUAACAUUAACAGUAACAGCAGUAACUCCAGCAACAACAAUAACAGCAAUAACGACAACAACAGUAACGACGACGCAGCAAGUAGCAGCAACAGCAAAAACAACAACACCAGCAACGAGAGCAGCCGCAGCAACAACAAUACUAGUAGCAUAAUUGCAGAGGCGGCCGCCAAGUUUCUACUGAAAAAUGGCCUAAACGGUAGUAGCAGCAGCAGCAGCAGCAGCUUUCCCCCUCUGCCACCGCCUCUGCCCACCAACUUAAGCAGGACGACCACCCCCACGCCAACGACCACGCCCUCAUCCUCCAGCUCCACCGCCUCAAAUGGCUUUUUGCCGCAUGCCAAGACGCCCAAAAGUAGUAGCAUUAUGGCUGCGUCCGCCGCAGUGGCAGCCAGCGUCGUUGGAGCUACUGCGUCCAAGCCCACCAUCGAUGUCCUGGGCGGCGUCCUGGACUACAGUUCCUUGGGCGGAGCUGCAACAGGCUCACUGCCCACCACUGCAGCAGUAGCGGCGGCAACAGGAACGACGAAGAUUGGCAAGGGAAGCAACUCCGGCGGAAGCUUUGAUAUGGGCAGGACACCAAUAUCGACGCACGGCAACAACAGCUGGGGCGGCUACGGUGGCCGUUUGCAGUUCUUCAAAGAUGGCAAAUUUAUAUUGGAACUGGCACGGUCCAAGGAUGGCGAAAAAAGCGGCUGGGUCUCGGUCACGCGCAAGACCUUCCGCCCUCCAUCGGCGGCCACCUCCGCAACUGUGACCCCAACGUCGGCGGUGACCACAGCGUAUCCAAAGAACGAGAAUUCCACAUCGCUGAGCUUUUCGGACGACAACAGCUCAAUACAAUCCUCACCCUGGCAGCGAGACCAGCCCUGGAAACAGUCCCGACCCAGACGCGGCAUAUCUAAGGAGCUUUCGCUCUUCUUCCACCGCCCCAGAAACAGUACGCUUGGCCGGGCUGCUCUCCGAACAGCCGCUCGGAAACGACGGCGCCCUCAUGAGCCGCUGAGCUCCAGUGAGAAUCAGCUGCCCAUUUUCGCGACGGUAGUCAAGGCGGAAAAUGGCGACGAUACUCUUAAAGCGGAGGCUGCAGAGGCCGUUGAAACUGAUAAUAUCGCUGCGGCGGCGGACACAUCUACAAAUGAGAUUAAAAUAGAAAACCCGGAAACGAUCAAAGGCCAGGAUGUUGCUGAACGGCUUGAAAAUGAGCCAAAGAAGGCGGUUAGCGAUGACAGCGAGUCAAAAACAGCAUCGCCCGCUCAGCAGGUUGAUACACAACUAAAUGAUGAGACUGUUGAGAAGAUGAAUAUGAGCGAGGAUGAGGAAGCCAUGACAGAGCUGCCCAGAAUCACGAAUGUCGUUAAUGGUAACCUAAACGGUGAUCUAAAGGCGAACAUUAAGAAACCCAAACCGAAGCCGAAAGCCAAGCUCAGCAGCAUCAUACAGAAACUUAUCGAUGGCGUUCCAGCACGCCUUGAGCAAAUGUCGAAGACAUCAGCUGUGAUCGCAUCGACAACGACGUCUGUAGAGCGCAUUGGUGGUGGUCUAAGUCACGCCUUGACGCACAAAGUUUCUCCACCCUCAUCGGCGACUGCAGCCGGCCGACUAGUCGAGUACCACACCCAGCACGUGUCGCCCAGGAAGAGAAUCCUGCGCGAGUUCGAAAAGGUAUCUCUGGAGGACAACGGAUGUGUAAACAACGGCAGCGUUGGAGCUAGUAGCAGUGGAGCUGGAGGAAAACGGAGUCGGGCAAAAGCAACUUCGACUUCGUCUCCGGCUGGCAAGGCGUCACCGAUGAACUUGGCCCCACCCCAAGGAAAGCCCAGCCCCAGUCCCAGCUCCAGUUCAUCCAGCACUUCGCCAGCGACCUUGUCGACACAGCCAACGCGGCUCAACAGCUCUUACAGUAUCCACUCUCUGCUAGGUGGAAGCAGCGGUAGCUCAUCCUCCUCCGGCAAGAAGUGCGGCGAUCAUCCGGCAGCUAUUAUCAGCAAUGUGCACCACCCACAGCACUCAAUGUACCAGCCUAGUUCCUCAAGCUAUCCUCGCGCUCUGCUCACCUCGCCUAAGUCUCCUGAUGUGAGUGGAAGCAAUGGAGGAGGCGGAAAAUCGCCCUCGCAUGCGGGAACUAAGAAACGUUCGCCACCGUACUCGGCGGGAUCACCCGUAGACUAUGGUCACUCCUACUACAGGGAUCCCUAUGCGGGAGCAGGACGUCCUUCCACAUCGGGCUCAGCAUCGCAGGACCUGUCGCCGCCGCGCUCUUCCCCGGCAUCGCCUGCCACGACACCGCGCACUGUUCCCAAAAAGACUGCAUCAAUCCGACGCGAGUUCGCUUCGCCGUCGGCCAGCAGCAGUAGCUGUCCCUCGCCCGGCGACCGGAGUGCAUCGCCUCCUGAACGACGGCACAUGCAGCAACAACCGCACCUCCAGCGGAGUUCGCCGCUGCACUACUAUAUGUACCCGCCACCGCCCCAGGUGAACGGGAACGGAUCAGCCGGAAGUCCAAACUCAGCGCCGCCGGCGUCAAACAGCAGUGCAGCUGCUGUAGCGGCGGCAGCAGCGGCUGCAGCCGCCUACAUUCCCUCGCCUUCGAUAUACAACCCGUACAUAUCCACACUGGCGGCGUUGAGGCACAACCCGCUGUGGAUGCACCACUAUCAGACAGGAGCGCCGCCCCUGCUGUCACCACAUCCACAAGCCGGUAGUUCAGCAGCCGCCGCUGCUGCAGCUGCUGCUGCGAGAUUAUCGCCCCAAUCGGCCUAUCACGCAUUCGCGUAUAACGGAGUGGGAGCAGCUGUUGCCGCUGCAGCAGCAGCCGCCGCCUUUGGACAACCGGCUCCCAGUUCCCACACGCAUCCGCACUUGGCUCAUUCGCACCAGCAUCCGCACCCGGCUGCACUGACCACUCACCACUCUCCCGCUCACCUGGCCACGCCAAAACUGACUGAUAGUAGUACCGACCAAAUGUCUGCAACAUCCAGUCAUCGCACCGCCUCCACUUCGCCGAGCAACUCGAGCGCAUCAGCCUCCUCCUCGGCGGCCACUUCUGGCGCCAGCUCCUCCGCAAUGUUUCAUACUAGUAGCCUAAGGAAUGAACAAAGUUCAGACUUACCACUGAAUCUGUCAAAGCACUGAGACAUACACACGCCCCAGCUGCCCCAGUUUCUGGGCCAACCAUUCGAGUUAAGAACAUUUUCGCACUAGUAGCGCUUAAGACGACAUUCAAUACACGUAAUUUAAUUUGAUAAGUUCGCCGAUAGUCUAGUUGUAACCUAAUUGUUUAAACCUAAGCCUAAUCCUAGGUUCUCAGUUAGGGACGAACAUUUUAAAAUCGCAUACAAAAAGAGAUGAUAAACUCAACUAUAUUUUUAAACCUGUUCCAGAACCUUUUAUAGAGUCAGUUAAGAAAUGUUCUUUUCUACAAACUGGACAAAUUAUGCAAAGGAAUUUUAUUCUAUACCGACUAAUGGAAAGAAAUACUAAUAAAAACAUUUUCUAUAGGAUGUAUAAAAUGCAAGUCUUUAAGAAUCUCAAAAAAGAGUUACGUUUUUUUUCAUCAAAACAUUUCCUUGAAACAGACUGAACCUGAUUUUUUUUAGAAAAAAAUGAAAAACUUAGUUACGAAUCGCAGCAUAUAACAUUUUAAAGUAUAUUUAACAAAACUACAAGAACAGAUUUUUAUAAAAUGCUUGUGCCUUUUAAAAUGGAAACAAAACUAGGGAUACAAAAAUUAAUAUUAAAAAAAAGAAAAACAAGUUUACUAUAAACACAUAAAUAUGCAAGCAUGCUUAGGUAUUCUAUAACGAAAACUUUAGAAAUCCUUUAUAUCGUGGUCCAAAAUGAAGUUGACAGGAAUUUGCUUUAUGCAGAUUGUAUACGACUCCAACUGUUUCAGUACAUAUAUAAAUGAUUUUUUGUAUUAUUUUGCAAUAAUCAUUUUGAAUUAGUUUAAAGAUACAAACAAUCUAUAAAAUCUCUACACUUCAAAUUAAAAGAGUUCCCGAUGGUCUACAAUUUAAUGAUAGAUUGUAAGAAUUAAAAUUUAUCUUUAUUCAAAUCGAAAAAAUAGUUUGAAGUUUGAAUUAGAAUCCUCGGCGGAUUUAAGUUUAACCCUCACGGUUGUUGUCAUUAUCUAAAAUGUUGUAUAACUCUGCCUAGUGCAAAUUCUCUGUCAGUGGCUGUCCAAUCAAAAACAAAUAAAAUGUACAAAAAAUCCA
Drosophila teissieri is the source of this 4854-nucleotide messenger RNA. RefSeq names its product protein hairless (gene H). The record is from RefSeq and is a predicted model, not a curated record. Bases 620 to 3772 code for a protein of 1050 amino acids. The transcript has 6 exons. NCBI's taxonomy places the organism in Eukaryota, Metazoa, Arthropoda, Insecta, Diptera, Drosophilidae.